AGGAAAGGGGUGUAACGAAGUAGACUGGUCAGUUCUAAGAAUUCUGCAUAACUGCGUACUUGGGGACAAUACGAGGUAUUUCUAGGAAAAGAAGGAAAGGGGUGUACCGAAGUGGACUGGUCAUUUCUAAGAAUUCUGCAUAACUGCGUACUUGGGGACAAUACGAGGUAUUUCUAGUAUAUAAAAGGUGGUGCGCCGAGGUGAACUGAUCAUUUCAAAGAAUUCUUCAGAGCUGCGUAGUUAGUAGUUCAGCUUCUGAAGUUUUGCUAGAAACGCCAGUCAGAAUUGUGUUAUCUGGAUCUUUUGGGAAUGGGUGCAGUACAGACAAUUCCAGUGGUCGGCGAAAUCGUUACUGUUAUUGAUAGCGGUGUGAAGGUAGUUGCAGCUGGUUCAUGCGCUCUUGUAGGAGAGAUAAUGGAUGAACAAGAUGCCAAAAAUGCUGCCAAGAAGUUUGUAAAGGAUGCUGGGAAUUCUUGGGUGGAAUAUUCCGAGAGAAAUAUAAUCGUUGCUCCCGUACGUGCAACCAUUCAUGGUAUUGCUGGCGAUGAGAAAGAAGCAGUGAGAGUCGUGAAAAAGAUGGGUAAAUCAGCUGAACAGGUCAUUGACAGCACUCCAGUUGUCGGGCACAUAAAGGGUGUUGGUCAUUACAUAGCUGGAGAUACGGAACAUGGUCAUGAUUGCAUGAAAGGCGCCAGUCGCACGCUAGCUGUGGUCGGGGCUGGAGCUUUAACUGGUGGAGUUGGAGGAGGAGUAGUUCUAGGUGGAUUAGCUGGCGCUUCGAGUGGUUUUGCGUACGAUGGCACAGUAUCUGUUAUUGAAAGUAAUGUAAAAAACGAAGACCGCCCUUAUGGAGUUAUUGCGUCUAUUGACCAGGCAAUUCAAUCUGAUAAAAAGAAAGAUGGUUAUGGUGUUAUCAACUCAGUCAUAGACGUAGGGUACUCUCUUACCGGAGAUUUUGUUGCCGGCUCUGCUGCAGCGAAGACCAGCAAGACACUGAACAAAGCUUCAAAGCAAAGAAAAGCGUUGAAGAAAAGCGUAGGAAAAGAGGGCGCCAAGGAUGUUCUUGACACUGCCAAAAAGUUAAAAGAAGUAACUAAGGAUGUCAAGGGAGAUAGCCACGUUUGCACGAAAGCUAAAAACCUUGAAACGGGAGAAAAGGCUUACGGGACAAACAGACGGUGUAGACAAGAAUUAAGAAUGAAUAAGUACGCCUCGGAAGGCGAAGCUAGUGGCUAUAAUAGUAAAACAAAUGCUAAGAAAGGAAAUGUCGGUGAAUUCUCGAGAGAAGCAGGAGUCCUUGAAAGAGCAGCAAAUGAGAGGAAUAUGGAUAUCGAACCAAGAGUUGGCAAUCGAGCUCCACGUGCCUGUGCCGAACAUCAAGCCUUUGAUAAGCUUGGUACUAACGGAGCGGAGGCUGAGAUUCGUACGACCAGCGUCACGUCUCAUAAUGGAAAUAUCACAGCUAUAGAGAGAUGCAACAAUUGUGUGCAAUUUGGUGAGCUGAUGGGAGAUGUGGUUACUGAUCGUAUUCAUGGGAUGCCCGUACCCACAAGUCAGUUCGUUCUUGACACUUCCAUGCCUGCCAUAAAAACCGCUGGUAUGUAUGCUGCAGGCGCAGUUAUAGUUUGUUCUGUAUGCGGUGAAAGUGAUGACUGUAGUUGCGAAAAAAAGAAAGUACAUACCGAAUGUACCAAGGUUCAUGCUUAAUUCAAAGGUAUCAGGGUUUUUUUUUCCAGGUUUAAAAAAAAAACGAUGACUCGCUACUAUUAGUUGUAGACUGAUUCCGUUAGUUAGAAUUCUGCUUAUUUGUCAGUUGUCUAAAAUGUCACUUAUUUGUCAGUUUUCAGUUAAAUUUUAUGACAACUUCAACUUCAACUUCUUUUAUUUACACUCAAUUA
Actinia tenebrosa (Australian red waratah sea anemone) is the source of this 1898-nucleotide messenger RNA. RefSeq lists its product as uncharacterized. The record is from RefSeq and is a predicted model, not a curated record. Lineage: Eukaryota; Metazoa; Cnidaria; Anthozoa; Actiniaria; Actiniidae.